AUGGACGCUCCCUCCAGCUCAACUUCCAACUCCUCGGCUCAGCAGUCUCCUUCUGUACAGAUGGUCCCCCAACCUGCUCCCGCUCAGGGCAAUAACGGUCCUUCAACCGACGCCUUUCUCCAAGACUUCACGCUCAUUGCCGAGGCUGCCAAGCGGGCGCAAAUGGCCAUCAUGAUACGCGACUUUGAAGAGUGUGGCCUGUAUACUGUACAGAUACAAAAGGCCAUCUGGAAGGCUGAUAAUGUCUUCAUGAGGCUCGAGCGUUGGAUGCCCUUGACAUGA
Molecule: messenger RNA, 282 nt
Organism: Fusarium fujikuroi IMI 58289
Lineage: Eukaryota; Fungi; Ascomycota; Sordariomycetes; Hypocreales; Nectriaceae
Exons: 2
Coding region: 1-282 (93 amino acids)
Source: RefSeq, a predicted model, not a curated record